Molecule: messenger RNA, 3299 nt
Organism: Leptosomus discolor (cuckoo roller)
Lineage: Eukaryota; Metazoa; Chordata; Aves; Leptosomiformes; Leptosomidae
Source: RefSeq, a predicted model, not a curated record
GGAGGCCCUCCAGGUCACACUCAACGAUGUCCCUGUCUGUGCGCCCGCAGCGCCGAGUCCUCGUCACCAAGAUCAAUAGGAGCCAGUCCUUCGCUGGAGUGAACUCAACGGCCGACCGGCCCUUCAGCCGGAACCUCUCGCAUUUCACCCCCACCGUGUCCCGCAAGACUGGCUCCAGGGUCAGUAGGAUGUUCUCAAUGUCCCACAAAUCCCCACCACCCAAGGUGCCUCAGCCCAACCGCCUGGACGAGGUGUACGAAGCUCUCAAGAAGGGCCUGACAGCCUACCUGGAGGUGCACCAGCUGGAACUGGAGAAGCUCAGCACCCAGAUCCGCGAGUCCAAGAGGAAUUCACGCCUGGGCUUUCUCUACGAUCUGGAUAAGCAAGUGAAGUCAAUCGAGCGCUUCCUGCGUCGCCUGGAGUUUCAUGCUAGCAAGAUAGAUGAGCUCUACGAGGCUUAUUGCAUCCAGCGGCGGCUCCGCGAUGGAGCCCACAACAUGGUCAAGGCUUACAGCACGGGCUCGCCAGGCAGCCGGGAGGCACGCGAGAGCCUGGCUGAGGCCAACAAAGGCUACAAGGAGUACACAGAGAACAUGUGUCUGUUGGAAAACGAGCUGGAGAGCCAGCUGGGCGAGUUCCAUGUCCGGAUGAAAGGACUGGCAGGCUUUGCCCGGCUUUGUGCUGGUGACCAGUAUGAGAUCUUCAUGAAGUAUGGACGGCAGCGGUGGAAGCUGCGGGGGCGCAUCGAGGUGAACAGCAAGCAGGUGUGGGACAGCGAGGAAAUGGUUUUCUUGCCCCUCAUCACUGAGUUCCUCUCCAUCAAGGUGACAGAGCUAAAGAGCCUGGCCAACCAUGUUGUGGUGGGCAAUGUGUCCUGUGAGACCAAGGACCUCUUUGCGGCUCUGCCCCAGGUAGUGGCUGUGGAUAUCAAUGACUUGGGCACCCUCAAACUCAGCCUGGAAGUGACCUGGAACCCCUUCGACAAAGACGACCAGCCCUCGGCAGCCAGCACUGUCAACAAGGCCUCCACAGUGAACAAGAGGUUCUCCACCUACAACCAGAGCCCACCUGACACGCCGUCCCUGCGGGAACAGGCUUUCUAUAACAUGCUGCGGCGCCAGGAGGAGCUGGAGAACGGCACGGCCUGGUCCAUCUCCUCCGAGUCCUCGGACGACUCCUCCAGCCCCCAGCUGUCCGGCAGCGCCCGUCAUGCUACACACAAGCCCAUCGUGCAGCCCGAGGUGCAGACCUCCGCCCCCGCCAUCGAGAUCUCCUUCUCCCAGCAGCCGGAGGAGGCCGGAGCCGGGCCUGGGGCUAGUGGUGUCGGCGUCCCCCCUGCCAGAAGCCAGCCAGAGGAUCCAAGCAGCCAUAAGAAGGAAGCAGUGGCUAACGGGCAUGUGCCCUACUCCCGGACUCUAAGCCAUAUCAGUGAGGCCAGCGUGGAUGCCACGAUGGAGGCCAAGGCUGUGGAAUGCCCCUGGGAGACUGCGCCCAACCAAGGGGACAUGGGGGUGGGUGAGAAGGACAUGGACCCCCUCCCCAGCACCGCGGUGCCAGCCACUGCGGCAGGGCAGGACAGAGGUGCCGAGGCAAAGCCCCACGCCGCUGCGGUUUGGAGCACCACCUGUGAGGUGGAGGAUGAUGGGGCCGAGCCGGGGCAGAGCCAGGUGCUGGCACGGGGCAGCUGUGGCACCGGGGUCCUCGCGGCACUGGCACAAGCCUCUGUGGAGGAGAGACCCAUCCCAGCCCCAGCACUGCCUGCCGGUGUUCCCGAGGUGCCACGGGGGAAGGUGGUGGAUUCAGGUCUGGAGGAGGCCAUUGGACUCCUGGGCUCGGCCUUGGAUGACUAUCGGGGGCAGUUCCCAGAGCUGCAGCCCCUUGAACGAGAGCUCAAGCGCCUGGAGGAGAUGCUGCUGCAGAAGCAGGGCAUCUUCCUCAGCCGAGCCUCCAGCAUCAGCCUGACGGUGGAGCAUGCACUGGAGAGCUUCAGCUUCCUCAACACGUCUGACAUGGAGGACUCAGAGGGCUCCGAGGAGGAACCUCUCCAAGAUGAGAGAAGGGCUGGCAGACCCCAGCGUGGCAGCAGGGCCCCCAGCGCUGGUGAGACGGGGGCUGAUGACACCGGCAUGUGCAGUGGCUCUGAGGCCAGCACCAACCCCAUGAGCACUGGCAAUGAGUUCCUGGAUAAGGCCCUGGUGCUUCACCUCAACAACUGCAACCGCCUGCUGCUGAAGCUGGGCACCUUCGGUCCCCUGCGGUGCCAGGAGAUGUACGCCCUGGACAGGCUGAUGCGGGAGGCACAGGUGCUGGAGAUUGUGUGCCAGCUGACAGAGGAGCGAGCGGGAGCAGCCAGCUCUGCCGCCGAAGUGGUGCAGUUCUCGACACGGAAGGAGGGGGUGCUGCCCCUUUGGGACCGCUGCAUGGAGCUGCCCAACGUCUACACCUGCCCCGUGGAGCGGUUCCUGCAGGUGCUCAGUGCCCAGUAUGUGGCACCCAUCAGCGAGCGGCACCCUGGCUUGGCUGAUGCUGUGUGUGUGAAACUGGUGGAGGACGUGCUGAAUCGGCGGCUGCCCCGAAGGCCUGGCAGCACCCAGAGUGAGCAGAUCACCGUCUUCCAGUACUGGAGUCACUUUGAGUCACUCGGCGCCCUGGUGCUCGACAAUUACAUGAUGGAGCUGGCGGAGGAAGCGCUGCUGGCACAGAACCUCGACUCGGACGACCAGGACGUGGUGCUACGUGCCCUGAAGCGUGUGCCCGAGGGCCGCUUGAAGAAGGACGGACUGAAGGCACUGAGCCUGCUCCUUGUGGAGGGCAACAGCAAGGUGGUGAGCGCUGUGUCGGCCCAGCUCCGCAGCCUGGCGGAAAACCCUCGCUUCCGCCAACGGGCUCUUGUGUGCUACCUAGAGCAGCUGGAGGAUGAGGAGGUGCAGACACGUGUGGCAGGGUGUGCGGCGCUGGGCUGCCUGAAGGCCAAAGAGAGCAUCGAGCAGCUGAUUUACCUGUGCCAAACUGACAAGGAGCCUGUGCGGGAGGCAGCCAAGCAGAGCCUGAUGCUGUGCGGGCAAGAUGGUAAAUCAGCUCACCGGCGGCUGGAGGAGACCCUGGACAGCCUCCCAAGGAUCUUCGCACCAGCCAGCAUGGCCAGUACAGCUUUCUGAGACGCCACACAAACCCACCUGCCAUCCCUUGAGGGAAGAGGCACCGCUGGGCCACCCGGGCUUGCAUGGACUGAGGCCAGCCGGGACCCGGCAGCUCCCGCUCCCAGCACCACACCGCAGUAUUACCCUCGCCAGCAGCUC